ACGCAGCUCAGAAAGAACACAGUGUAGCCGCCGCCGCCGCUGCUGCUAGGGUUUAACGAAGAUGGCCGCCGCCGCCGCCGCCGGAGCCCGGAGGCUCCUGUCUCGACGCGCGUCCUCCUCCGCCUCCUCCAUAUCCUCCCUUCUCCGCCGCGGCCCGUGCGUGGCAGCGGCAGUACAUGAGCCGCUGCUGCGCCCGGCGGUCGUGGCCCCCCGCCUCGGCUUCCUCCGCGGGAUGGCGCGGCGGCCGGGCGGCGACGGGUACUCCCCGACGCGGUCCGGCGGCGGAGGAGGAGGGGAACGCGCGCCCACGGAGAUGGCGCCGCUGUUCCCCGGGUGCGACUACGAGCACUGGCUCAUCGUCAUGGACAAGCCCGGCGGGGAGGGCGCCACCAAGCAGCAGAUGAUCGACUGCUACAUCCAGACCCUCGCCAAGAUCCUCGGAAGCGAGGAGGAGGCCAAGAAGAAGAUUUACAAUGUCUCGUGUGAGCGAUACUUCGGUUUCGGGUGUGAGAUUGAUGAGGAGACAUCCAACAAGCUGGAAGGCAUUCCUGGUGUUCUGUUUGUGCUGCCCGAUUCAUAUGUUGAUCCUGAGAACAAGGACUAUGGAGCUGAGCUUUUUGUUAAUGGAGAGAUUGUCCAGAGGUCUCCGGAGAGGCAGAGAAGGGUGGAGCCUGUGCCUCAGAGAGCAUCAAAUAGGCCUAGGUACAACGACAGGACCCGCUAUGCUCGGAGGAUGGAGAACCAACAACGGUGAUGAGCUGAGGUUAUCAAUCAAAGACUAAAUAACAAACCCCGGUGGCUUCCCUGUCCGAAUUAAAAUGAUAAACAUCAUCUACGGAAUAGAAAAACUGCAUGUUACUGUAUGUCGUGCCAACACCUGGUGUUUCUAUGCUUCUUGUUGGCGUUUAUACAUCUUGGAUGUUUCGAACUCUACUAGUAGUUAUUAGAGAGAGCUUGGAAGUUCCUGGCUUGCUUGGAAUUGUGUCGGAGUAACUCUGCAGCCAUUUGCACCUGUAAAUCGUUGUUUGAUGCUUAAACUGUGACUUUCUCAAUUCUCAGUUACCUAAAAAUGCAUGUUAGGAAUAAAAUCACGCUCUUCAAAGUAUGAAAUGCAACUUUUGUUUUGUA
This is a messenger RNA of Brachypodium distachyon (stiff brome), 1128 nucleotides long. Its product is annotated as multiple organellar RNA editing factor 2, chloroplastic. Gene Ontology annotation, biological process: mitochondrial mRNA modification; cytidine to uridine editing. Lineage: Eukaryota; Viridiplantae; Streptophyta; Magnoliopsida; Poales; Poaceae. Gene Ontology annotation, cellular component: mitochondrion. The record is from RefSeq and is a predicted model, not a curated record. The transcript has 4 exons. Bases 62 to 754 code for a protein of 230 amino acids.